Molecule: messenger RNA, 4492 nt
Organism: Salvelinus namaycush (lake trout)
Lineage: Eukaryota; Metazoa; Chordata; Actinopteri; Salmoniformes; Salmonidae
Gene: dgkzb
Product: diacylglycerol kinase, zeta b
Exons: 30
Coding region: 85-2694 (869 amino acids)
Biological process (GO): regulation of synaptic transmission, glutamatergic; intracellular signal transduction; lipid phosphorylation
Cellular component (GO): nucleus
Molecular function (GO): ATP-dependent diacylglycerol kinase activity; protein binding
Source: RefSeq, a predicted model, not a curated record
CAGUUUGGGGACCAUAUCUGGUUUGAGACCAGUGUCUCAGGAGACGUCUGUUACGUUGGAGAGCAGUACUGCGUCACAAAGACAAUGCAAAAGUCAGUGGCGAGGAAGAAAUGUGCUGGCUGCAAAAUAGCAGUCCACACCAUGUGUAUCGAGCAGCUAGAAAAGAUCAAUUUUAGAUGUAAGCCAUCGUUUAGGGAACCCGGAUCUCGAAAUAUUCGAGAGCCCAACGUUGUCCGUCACCAUUGGGUCCACAGGAGGCGCCAGACUGGGAAGUGUCGACAGUGUGGGAAGGGUUUUCAACAGAAGUUCUCAUUCCAUAGUAAAGAGAUUGUUGCAAUCAGCUGUUCUUGGUGCAAACAGGCAUAUCACAACAAGGUGACGUGCUUCAUGCUACAGCAGAUAGAGGAGCCUUGCUCGCUGGGAGCUCACGCCUCCGUCAUAGUGCCACCCACCUGGAUCAUACGGGUCCGCAAACCACAGACGUCAUUAAAAUCAAGUAAAAAGAAGAAACGCACAUCUCUGAAAGGAAAGCCGAGUAAGAAGGUAUUAGAGGAUGGUCGAUGGAAGCCCUUCAUAGUAAAGCCUGUUCCCUCGCAACUCAUGAAACCUCUGCUGGUGUUUGUCAACCCCAAAAGUGGAGGCAACCAGGGAGCCAAGAUCAUCCAGUCGUUCAUGUGGUACCUCAACCCCCGACAGGUGUUUGACCUCACCCAGGGAGGGCCCAAGGAGGGGUUAGAAAUGUAUUCCAAAGUGCCCAACCUGCGGAUUUUGGCGUGUGGAGGGGAUGGAACAGUGGGUUGGAUCCUGUCUGUCCUGGACCAGCUCCAGUUGAACCCUGCGCCUGCCGUGGCUGUCCUGCCCUUGGGGACGGGGAACGACCUGGCCAGGACUCUCAACUGGGGAGGGGGUUACACUGAUGAGCCAGUGUCUAAAAUCCUGUCUCAUGUGGAGGAUGGGAACGUGGUGCAGUUGGAUCGCUGGAACCUCCUGGUGGAGCCCAACCCAGAGGCCGUUCACGAGGAGAAGGACGAGCACCAGACAGACAAGCUCCCAAUUGAUGUCUUCAACAACUACUUCAGCCUCGGCUUCGACGCUCACGUCACACUGGGGUUCCACGAGUCCAGAGAGGCCAACCCAGAGAAAUUCAACAGCCGUUUGCGGAAUAAGAUGUUCUAUGCCGGGACGGCCUUCUCUGACUUUCUGAGUGGCAGCUCCAAAGACCUUGCCAAACACAUUAAAGUUGUGUGUGACGGCACAGACCUCACCUCCAAAGUCCAGGACCUGAAGUUGCAAUGUCUUGUGUUCCUCAACAUUCCCAGUUACUGUGCCGGAACCAAGCCGUGGGGUCACCCCAGUGAGCACCUUGAUUUUGAGCCGCAAAGACACGACGACGGCUGUAUCGAGGUCAUCGGAUUCACCAUGACCUCUCUGGCCACUCUGCAGGUGGGCGGUCACGGCGAGAGGUUGAACCAGUGUAAGGAAGUGACCCUGACCACCUACAAGUCCAUCCCCAUGCAGGUAGAUGGCGAGCCCUGUAAGCUGGCCCCUUCCGUCAUCUACAUCAACCUGAGGAACCAGGCCAACAUGGUGCAGAAGACCAAGAGGAGGAUCUCCAUGCCCCAGCUCAAUGAUCAGCAGCCGGUUCCUGAGAAGCUGCAGAUCAGAGUGAGCAGGAUCAGCAUGCACGCCUAUGAGGCCCUGCACUACGACAAGGACAAGCUCAAAGAGGCCUCUAUUCCACUGGGCAUCAUCACGGUCCCAGGAGACAGCGAUCUGGAGAACUGCCGUUCACACAUUGAGAGUCUACAGGACAGUCUGGAAGAGGAAAGUGAUGCUGUGAAAUCAGCGAGGCUGUCGUCACAAAAGCUUUCCCCCAAAUGGUGCUUCCUUGACUGCACAACUGCUGAUCGAUUCUAUAGGAUAGACCGUGCUCAGGAGCACCUCAACUACGUGACGGAGAUCUCCCAGGAGGACCUCUACAUCCUGGACCCGGAGCUGGUCAUCAAGGAGACGGUGGGCACUUCGCCGGGCAUGCCCGACCUGGUAGACUCGUACGGGGAGUGCCAAACGCCCGAAUCUCGCCAGUUUACCUUCCCAUCCUCCUCCUCCUCUCCCACCUCCUCCCCAGGACCCAGUAUCAGGGAGUCCCAGAGGAAGAGGGUGUCCAGUGACAGCUCGGUGACAGAGGCCCUGGCUCACAGCAGCGACUCCCAGGCCUCCUCCAAGACCGGCCAGUGCAGUUCUGGAAGUGCUCUGUCGUGUGAUGCUGAAAAAGUAACUGAGUUAAUUGAGUGUGUGAAGACAGAAGAUCUGGAAAGGCUCACAGAGCUCCACAAACAGGGGGCAGAUAUUUUCACGCAGGAUACUUUGGGCUGCACCUUACUUCAUUACGCAGUGGAGGUGGGCUGCAAGGAGAUUGUUAAGUACAUCAUAGACAACGCACCUACCACUCUCCUGGAUGUCACCGAAAAAGAGACAGGCGAGACGGCUCUCCAUAAAGCUGCGUUCACGCGUCAGAGGACCAUCUGCCACUACCUGGUGGAAGCCGGGGCUUCCCUCAUGAAGACUGACCUUCAGGGUGAGACGCCGAAGCGGCGUGCGGAGAAGGCCAAUGACCAGGAGCUGGCGGAGUACUUGGAAAACCGCCAGCACUACCAGAUGAUCCAGCGAGAGGACCAGGAGACUGCCGUUUGAUGAUCCCACUAUUUACCGAAACCGCACCACGCUCUCUCUUUCUCCCUCUCCGUUUGCCAUACCUAACAGUAGGAAGUUCUGUAAUGGGUUCAAGGGGGGUGGUAGGUGUCUUCCCUCUCUAACAGACCAGGCUAAUUACACCAUCGAAAUAGAAUUACUAUUUCUAUGGGCUACACUCCCAGUAUGGGUCGAAGUCUAGAGGCGAGCCAGUGAAGGCAGGUCUUCCUUUCAUCCGCUUGCUAGUGAUGCUUCAGUUUGACUAGAGUGCUAUGUGUAAAGAGUGCAUGAAUGAAAACCGCUUUUCUUCUAUUGCGAAUGGGUCCAAGUCCGCUACUACACAGCAAGCGAUUGUAAAUGAAAGGGCAAAUGAAAAAACAACAGCUUUUUGGGGUAUUUUCAGGGCUGGAGUAACUGUAUCUGAAUGUGGCUUUAUGAACCUUGUAUCUUUCUCCAUAUGCAAUGGCAAGGUAUCUAUAGGAAUGUGUAACGUUUGAGUGUGUCAUUGAAAUGGAUGGAGGUUGCUUUUAACCAGGGAUACUGUUUAUGUAAGUGUGGGCUUGAGAUAUGAUAGAUGCUUUGCCAUAUUGUAUGAAGGCUCAUACUUUCCUUUUGAAUUCUCGUGACCUCUGGAUGUGCUUGUUUACUCGAAUGGCAGUAUGUUUGCUCUGCUAUUGGAUAUGUAACUUAUAACUUAUGUCUAUCACUGAUAAACUGAUAUAUUUAAGAAAUGCUGUACUAUUUAUAGAGAACUGUUUGCGUUUUUGCUUAUGAUCAAAUAUUAUAAAAGCAGGCAUCCUAAUAACUCAUUAUUAAAAGCUGGUUUUGCACUGCCACUCUUAUUACAAAAACAAUGCUUUGUAUUUCUCUAUGUGGCUUGAAAUUCCUCUUGGUGCAUUACAUUUAACAGUUCUUAGAUAUUUAUAUACCACAGCUUUUAGAUAUUUUUAUGCACUGUGCCCAUGUUUGUUACAUACAAUGUAAAUUUGAUGUAUUUUUCCAAAUGUGUACUUUGCAAUGUAUAGUUUUUCUGUGUAUAGGUGAGACGUUCUUAUUUACAAGUUGAUUACUACAUGCUACACAAGUGCAGUAAGAAUUCAACAAAAAAACAGUUAACAGAUUCCCCAAAAUGAUCACAAAUCACAAAUACACUUCUGUAUCCAUUCUUUAAUGCCACAUCAUUACUACUUUAGUCAACUCUUUGUAUAUUUCAUAUAUUAGCCAGUUUAUGAACACUUAUGGAAUGUGAGGAGGAAGUUCAGUUCACUUUAUUAGCCUUAAUCAGUAAUUUGUCUCGCAUUCCGUUGUCUCAAUGAAACUUAAUUAAACACUAUUGUAUGUGCAACCUGACUGCUCAGUCAAGUAUCUUACAACAACAGUUUAUUUUUCUCUUUACAACUUUUACAAGUAUUAUCAGAAACAUGGCUUGAUUAUUGUGAAAUAUAGAUUGCUUUUAUCAAUACUUAGAAAUCUUUGCAAGAACUGCCUAUUAUUUGUUUGCUUUUAAGGGGUUAUGAAACGUAUAUGUGUGUGUUAUCAAUGCUUUGUUUUGAGUUGCUGUGCAAUUCAGGGUUAGAGAAUUAGCAUCAAGCCAUUAAGAAUGUCAGAAUGACUACUGCUGAACUGUCCAUUGUAACUACAGAGAUUUCAAAAGAUCGUUUUUGUACUUAUGAACAGCGAUCAGAGUAAUGGACAGACCUGUAUGAAAUGUAUUCAAAUAAAUAUUAGUUGUACUGUAUAUUUGCUCAUCAAGCCUGUUUGUUACUGUUUGUUUGGAGAAAAAUAAAACUUUAAACAUUGA